This is a messenger RNA of Mastomys coucha (southern multimammate mouse), 661 nucleotides long. RefSeq names its product putative 60S ribosomal protein L37a. Gene Ontology annotation, molecular function: structural constituent of ribosome. Gene Ontology annotation, cellular component: ribosome. Bases 147 to 434 code for a protein of 95 amino acids. The record is from RefSeq and is a predicted model, not a curated record. The transcript has a single exon. Gene Ontology annotation, biological process: translation. NCBI's taxonomy places the organism in Eukaryota, Metazoa, Chordata, Mammalia, Rodentia, Muridae.
AUGGCUGACCCUCUUCACUGACACCUCCCCCCUCCCACUCCAGUCAUAGUCUCUAAGGCUAUAGUUGACCCUCCUCACUGACCCUUCCCCCAUGAUGGUUUGUAUAUGCUUGGCCCUCUCUGGACUUGGGCUUCAGUUCUGGCAACAUGGCUAAGCGCACCAAGGUCGGGAUAGUCAGGAAAUAUGGGAUCUGUUAUGGUGCCUCCCUCCAGAAAAUGAAGAAAAUUGAAAUCAGCCAGCGUGCCAAGUACACUUGCUCCUUCUGUGGCAAGACCAAGAUAAAGAGACGAGUCAUUGGCAUCUGGCACUGUGGUUCCUGCAUGAAAAUAGUGGCUGGCGGGGCCUGGACCUACACCACCACCUCUGCAGUCACAAUGAAGUCGGCCAUCAGAAGACUGAAGGAAAUGAAGACCAGUAGGAGCCCUACCAUCUGAGAUUUGCCUAGCCUGCAAUAAACAGGUUAUUUACAUUAAAAAAAAGAAAAAAGAAAACACUUCUGAGAUUUUACCUCAACGAUGCUGGUCUCUUAAUUGCCACUAAUUUCUUAGCUCCAGCCAACCAGCAUCAAUUUUCCCAGUAUUCUUUUCUAUUUUUGACUCUUAAAGCCAGAGCCAUAUGGCCAAAGGUGCUGAGUUCUGCUGCUUGCUGGGGCUGGAACAUG